Adineta ricciae is the source of this 1569-nucleotide messenger RNA. NCBI's taxonomy places the organism in Eukaryota, Metazoa, Rotifera, Eurotatoria, Adinetida, Adinetidae. The record is from the annotation of a GenBank genome assembly.
AUGAAAAGUUCAGCAAAGAGUUCAUCUAAUUAUCAAAAGUUAGCAUUGAUUAUUGGUAAUGGAAAUUACCGUCGAUCGAAAAAUCAACUAAGUCAAUCGAUCAUCAAUGCUGUGGAGCUGUCAACUAUUCUCAAAAGAAUGAAUUUUAAUAUUACACUAUACAUUGAUGUACGUACGAGCGAAGAACUAUCUGAAAAUGUUAAAAAAUUCGCUCACAACAUCAAAGAUAAUGACUUAGUUGUGUUCUACUAUUCUGGUCAUGCCAAUCAAGUGAACAACCAAAAUUAUUUAAUACCUAUUUAUGAUGAUAGAAUAGACUGUUGUAAACCGUUUUGGCGAAUUGGCAAAUCAGAAUCACAUGGUGUAGAUGGAGGUAGAGGUCUACAUGAAAUUCAACCAAUUGAAAGAGCAUUGAUUCAGUUAUCCUGCGCUGCUAAUAAAACAUCUCGUGAUGAUUUGUUUAGUAAAAAAUUACUAAAACAUGUCGCUAAAGAAAAUAUCGAUGUUCGAGAUCUUUUCCAACUCAUAACGAACGAUGUGUUAACACAAAGCAAUCAAAUGCAGGAGCCGUUAACUAUAAAUGGAAUAAGACAACAUGAACCAGUCUACCUCAACAAAGUGAUGAUAAACACAAAUAGUAGUGUUAGAAUACCCAAUAUUGCGUACAAUUCGAAAUGGAAAUAUACCGCUCUUCUUAUUGCCGGUGGUAAGAACUAUAAAUCUACAACGAAUGAACUUUAUUGUCCUCGAGGUCUUUGUAUGAGUCGCGAUAAUCAAGCUAUCGUCAUUGCUGAUACUUUGAAUCAUCGUAUUAUGCUAAUAAACCGAAGGACAAAAAGUUUGCAAAUAUUAGUUGAUAAAAAUCGAAAUGGAUAUAGAUAUGAUUCAUUGUCUGAACCUUCAAAUGUAAUUUGUGACACGGAAUCAAAACAGCUUAUUAUUUCUGAUUAUAAGAAUCGACGAGUAUUACGAUGGUCUCCUAGAAACAGUGCUGAAUUACAGAUAAUCAAAGACAAUAUCGAAUGUCGUGGAUUGGCUAUGGAUAACGAAGGAUCACUUUACAUUUCAGAUACAAAAAGACAUGAGGUGAGACGAUAUCACAAUAGUGAUAGAGAAGGAACUGUAGUUGCCGGUGGCAAUGGACAAGGUAGUGAUCUCAAUCAACUCAAUCAUCCCACGUACAUUUUUGUUGAUCGAGAUCAAUCUGUGUAUGUAUCAGAUUCUUGGAAUGAUCGUGUAAUGAAAUGGGAGAAAGAUAUGGAAGACGGUAUUGUCGUAGCUGGCAACACUGACAUCGGAAAUAAUCUCACACAAUUGAAUUGUCCAGCAGGAAUAGUCGUCGAUCAGCUCGGUACAGUCUAUGUAGCCGACCAUUGGAAUAAUCGAGUGAUGCGAUGGUACAAUGGCGCGUCACAUGGGGAUGUUAUUGUUGGUAAUUCACACGGUUUGGGUAACACUGUAAAACUAUUGAAUGGUCCAGAAGGCUUGGCAUUCGAUGGUGAUGGUAAUCUUCUUAUAGCAGACUCUUAUAAUCAUCGAGUCCUACAAUUUGAUAUUCGAAUGACUUAA